AUGGAAGUAGACACUCUCUAUGACCUGCUGGGAGCGGCGGGGGAAGUAGGCAUCGUGACCAACGGCCUGGGCACGGUCAGAGCAGACAGACGGGCUCGUGCCAAAGCCCUGUCUCUAGCCAAGGCCGUAGCUUCAGUGUCACCACUAUCUCAGCCCCGGCCCCAGUGGCCAAGUGUGCAUGGAGCCGAAUUCGGCCAACUGCCCGACAACAUUACAGUGCUGGAAGGAGAGAGCGUCAUUCUGAGGUGUAAAAUCGACGAGGACGUGACCCACAAGGCGUGGUUGAACCGCUCAAACAUCCUGUUUGCGGGGACAGACAAGUGGUCGCUGGACAGACGGGUGUCGCUGGUCAACAGUAACACUAGUGACUUCUCCAUCCAGAUAGAGAAAGUGGAGGUAGCUGACGAGGGGCUGUACACCUGCAGCUUCCAGGCCAGCAACAAACCCCGCAUAGCCCACGUCUUCCUCAUCGUCCAAGUGCCAGCCAGAAUCGUCAACAUCUCCCAAGACGUGUCAGUGAACGAGGGGGGCAACGUAUACCUCUUCUGUCUGGCGGUGGGACGACCUGAACCCACUGUCACCUGGAAGGAGAACAAAUAUGGUCUAAUGAGUGAGGGGGAGUUCCUGGACAUAACAGAGAUCAAGCGACAUCAGGCGGAGGAGUUUGAGUGCAUCACCAACAACGGAGUGACGCAGCCCGACAUACGCAAGGUCAAGGUCACCGUCAACUACCCUCCCAUGAUCACAGACGUGAAGAACAUGCCAGCCCAGCUUGGCAAGACGGCCAUUUUGCGCUGUGAGGCCAUGGCAGUACCUACGGCCUCCUUUGAGUGGUACAGAGACGACCGCAGGCCAGUAGAGAGCGAUAACACUCUGAGGAUCAAGAACGAGAAGACGCGUUCACUGCUUCUCUUUACCAACGUGACGGACAAACACUUUGGCAACUACACCUGUUUAGCCUCCAACAGGCUGGGAGCCUCCAACGCCAGCAUGCUGCUCUUCCGGCCGGGAGCCGUGUACGGGCGAGGUGUGGCCCUCAACGUGGGGGUGAGUGCGGGCAUCGGCUUCUGGCUCUGCCUCUCUGUCUCUCUCCUGAUGAAGGUCUAAGAGCUUUUCCCGGAAGUCACAUCCCGCCUGUGGAAGGAAGAAGGAAUUUCUUUAAUUACGAACCCAUCACUGUGAAACAAAAAUAAUAUGCAUUAUCCCAGGAGCCAUUGACGCAUCGCAUCACAUACCCACACCAACUCCCCCCUAUUCCUCACCCCACAACCUCUCCCCUCGCUACCUAUAUCGCCACCAUCACCGUACCACUCUCUCUCUUCAUCCUGUUUCCAAUGAGGGUCACCAUGGUGAUAUCUAUAAUGUGUUUGUUGAGGAUGAUAAUUGUGAUGAUGAUAAUAUUUAGAAAAAAGAUAUUUAACACCAGGAUGAUACUAUUAUAAAUCUAAAUGAUGACUGAUCUACACUACUGUUGGUCUCAUGGACAUUUUGGAAACUAGGAGUAACAACACUACUAUUUACGGUUGGAACUACUCUAUAAUAACGAUGAUUAGUUAUUAUGAUGAGGGUCAGGUGACCUUGUUGAAAGCUGUCCAUUGGCCCGUUGGCCGUGUGACAUUUGACCCUAUGAUCAAGUACCGUUUUAUUCCAUUUUUAACCGUGUGGCAGUGUAUAUGACGCGGCUGCUACGAAUGAUGUCAAAACACACACAAAGGGUGGGCGGUGGGGGUUCUUUAUAGUCUUUGCCCUUCUAGUGCAUCCUUUUGGGAUCUCAACCAAGACAAAGCACGUGAGAAGACACCCUAACCCUCCCCCCCACCACUCAUCCCCCACCCCUCGUCCUCCCCGUCUGUCCCCCCUCCAUUGCUAAAGUGGUUUGUGCUCUGUCCCGUGUGUAAAUAUAAUGCAGUACAGAGGCCAUGCCAUGACUAGAUGCAGUCUAUCCACCCCCAA
Molecule: messenger RNA, 1953 nt
Organism: Coregonus clupeaformis (lake whitefish)
Lineage: Eukaryota; Metazoa; Chordata; Actinopteri; Salmoniformes; Salmonidae
Product: igLON family member 5-like
Exons: 9
Coding region: 1-1107 (368 amino acids)
Cellular component (GO): neuron projection
Source: RefSeq, a predicted model, not a curated record